Messenger RNA from Chionomys nivalis (European snow vole), 541 nucleotides. Its product is annotated as retinoic acid early-inducible protein 1-alpha-like. Lineage: Eukaryota; Metazoa; Chordata; Mammalia; Rodentia; Cricetidae. The record is from RefSeq and is a predicted model, not a curated record. Gene Ontology annotation, biological process: immune response; antigen processing and presentation of endogenous peptide antigen via MHC class Ib; antigen processing and presentation of endogenous peptide antigen via MHC class I via ER pathway, TAP-independent. The transcript has 5 exons. Gene Ontology annotation, cellular component: external side of plasma membrane. The coding region runs from base 98 to 541 and encodes 147 amino acids.
UCGGUCUCUGUCUUUUCUGAUUCUGUUGCCCACGGUCCCCGAGGGUGCAGCUGCGGCUCUAGUCACACCAGUCCGGUGCGAACCUCAGAAAGGAACCAUGGCAAAGGCUGCAGCCACCGGACGCAAUCUUUCCCUAGUUCUGCGCCUUUUCGUUCUACUGAGCUGUCUGGGAUCUUCACUGCAGCACCGUCAGCCCACUUUACAGACCACCAUGCUUUCUCAGUAUGAACACGGACAAAUUGUUGGUGCCUCCUGGAGAUUUAACAUCAGUGGAAAGUACUCCUUCAUCUUCAACACAAUGAAUAUAAAUUGGACACUGAUUGAUCAUGAAGCUGGUGGUAUCAUGAACACAUGGAAGGAUGAUCAACACUUAAUAAAAGAUCUCAAGACAAUAUCCAUAGCAGACUGCAGGCACUGGCUCAAAAAACUCUUAAAGCACCAUAAGGAAAAGCCAAACUCACUGUUGCUUUUCAUCUCACUUGAUCUUUCUUCUUCACUGGCACCAUCUUCACAGGUUGAAGAUGCUCCAGGAAAGUCGUGA